AUGGAGUUUGCAAUGGUAGGUGCGGACGGCGGGUGCAACAGCCACCUGCCCUACGGGUAUGCCCAAGCCCGCGCCCGGGAGAGGGAGCGAGAGCGGGAGCGCCAGUCCAGAGCGGCCGCGGCAGCUGCGGCGGCCGAGAGCGGAUCCGGGGCGGACGGGGGAGGCGCCGGCUCCGGGGGGUCUACUUGUUCGUCCACCGCCACGACCGCUACCGCCACCUCCUCGUCGGGCGCGCAUCUCCUUAACAACCGCCAGCAUCCGUCUCGCACCGCCUCCUCCGGCACCAACAUCAGCAGCGGCGGUACCGCCUCGCGCCCCUCCUCCUCCCCCUCCUCUCAGGAUCCGGAGAAGCAGAGACUCCUCAGAGAGCGCAAAAAGCAACGCGGCGUCGGACGGUGGAGACGCACUCUCGGCGGGGACCUGCGCCACUCCGAACUGGCGCUGCUCGGAUCCGAGGAGGACAUCAUGAUCGAAGAGGAAGAGGGCGCCGAGGAAGAGGAGGAGGACGAAGAGGAGGAAGAGGAAGCGCGUGGACUCAAGAGGUCCAGCUUUCUUUGCGACAUGGACAAUGAUGGUGAUGAUGAUGACGACGACGAGACCGUCUCCAUUACUGACAGACGUCCCCAGUCCGGAUAUGCGAAUAUUUACAGUGAGUUAGGUUGCUGCGAGAGAGUUGUCAUCAACGUGUCGGGCCUCAAGUUUGAAACUCAGCUUAAGACUCUCACUCAGUUCCCGGACACUCUCCUGGGGGACCCCGACAAGCGCAUCCGGUAUUUCGACCCUCUUAGGAACGAGUACUUCUUCGAUCGGAACCGACCGAGUUUUGACGCUAUUUUGUACUAUUACCAGUCUGGGGGGCGCUUGAAAAGACCCGCCAACGUGCCGUUUGACAUCUUCUCCGAGGAAGUCAAGUUUUACGAGCUCGGAGAGGAGGCUAUCCUGAAGUUUCGAGAGGAUGAGGGUUUCGUCAAAGAGGAAGAGAAGCCUCUGCCUGAGGACGAGUUCAAGCGGCAAAUUUGGUUGCUGUUUGAGUACCCGGAGAGCUCCAGUCCGGCCAGGGGCAUCGCCGUGGUGUCCGUGCUGGUUAUCGUCAUCUCCAUCGUCAUCUUCUGCCUGGAGACGCUGCCAGAGUUCAGGGAUGACAAAGAGUACUUGCAGCACAGGCAUAAUUCCACGCAGCCGGACCACGGAUUUACCCCCUUCAACGACCCAUUUUUCAUCGUGGAGACCGUGUGCAUUAUUUGGUUCUCUUUUGAGAUUAUAGUCCGUUUCUUUGCCAGCCCCAGCAAAACGGCCUUCUUUAAAAACAUCAUGAACUCCAUUGACAUUGUUUCCAUUUUGCCUUACUUCAUCACCCUUGGCACGGACCUGGCGCAGCACCAAGGCAACGGGCAGCAGGCGAUGAGCUUCGCCAUCCUGAGAAUAAUCCGCCUGGUCAGGGUGUUCCGCAUUUUCAAGCUGUCCAGACACUCCAAAGGCCUCCAGAUCCUCGGCCACACUCUGCGCGCCAGCAUGAGGGAGCUGGCCCUGCUCAUUUUCUUCCUGGUCAUCGGCGUCAUCCUCUUCUCCAGCGCCGUCUACUUCGCCGAGGCCGACGAGCCCACCUCGCAGUUCACCAGCAUCCCGGACGCCUUCUGGUGGGCCGUGGUGACUAUGACCACGGUGGGCUACGGGGACAUGAAGCCCAUCACCGUGGGCGGCAAGAUCGUGGGCUCCCUUUGCGCCAUAGCGGGCGUGUUAACCAUCGCGCUCCCGGUGCCGGUCAUCGUGUCCAACUUCAACUACUUUUACCACCGCGAGACCGAUAACAAUGAAGACCAGGCGCAAACGGUGGUUGAGAGCAUGCCGCCGGGAUGCCCCUACUUCCCGGACUUUUUACGUAAAUUUAAAGGCUCGCCGUCCGGCUCCUCGCUGGGCGACAAAGCGGAGUACAUGGAGAUGGAAGAAGGGGUGACGGAGUCACUGUGCGGCCUGGACAAAAGCCCCAGUAAAGGAAACGGCACGGACAUAAGCAGAAGGAACAGUACUAACUCCAAAUCUAUUCAGACUGACGUGUGA
Molecule: messenger RNA, 2058 nt
Organism: Nerophis lumbriciformis (worm pipefish)
Lineage: Eukaryota; Metazoa; Chordata; Actinopteri; Syngnathiformes; Syngnathidae
Source: RefSeq, a predicted model, not a curated record